AACCACCGAGUGAUCAGUUCACACACUACAUCGCACGCUCAAGCAUUAUACUGCCUCUUGAAUUUUUACUCCGAAUCCUAGCACCGAGUACGAAUAGGAAACACACAGCAAGACAGCCAAGAUGUCGUGGGCAGGAUUCAAGAAGAAUGUCAACCGCGCGACGACGCAGGUGAUGAUGAAGACUGGUCAUGUGGAGAAGACCAACGACCGCGACUACGAGGUGGAAGAGAGACGAUUCAGAACCAUGGAGACGGCUUCCUUACGGUUGCAGAAGGAGGCAAAGGGCUACUUGGAUUCAUUGCGAGCCAUGACUGCUUCCCAGAUGCGCAUUGCCGAGACGAUAGACGCCUUUUACGGAGACUCUGGAGCGAAGGAUGGCGUGAGCAGAAGUUACAAGCAGGCGGUGGAGGACCUUGAUGCCGAGACCAUCAAGGCGCUGGACGGUCCUUACCAACAAACCGUCCUCGAGCCUAUCUCACGCUUCUGCGCCUAUUUCCCAGACGUAAAUGAAUGUAUCAAGAAGCGCGGCCAUAAGCUCCUUGACUACGAUGCCCUACGUGCCAAGGUCAAGAAGCUCGUCGAGAAGCCCGACAAGGACGUGACCAAGCUGCCCCGCGCGGAAAAGGAGAUGGAGAUGGCCAAGGCCGCCUACGAGCAGCUCAACGAGCAGCUGUCGUCAGAACUGCCCCAGCUCAUCGACCUCCGCGUGCCGUAUCUCGACCCCACCUUUGAGGCCCUCGUCAAGAUCCAGCUGCGCUUCUGCGCCGAAGCGUACAGUCGCAUGGCGCAGGUGCAGCAGUACCUAGACGCGGAUACGAGAGAACAGUAUGCCCAGGGCCAGCUGGAUCAGCGCGUCGAGCAAGUACUGCAGGAGAUUCGCGAGCUCAGCAUCAGUGGCACGGUAUGAGCGAUGCGAUUUCUGUUUGGUCGCUUUUGACGUUUAAAUAUGGGUGAUUGGGUUUCACUCAAAGAGUCUGCUGGUAAUGGGAGGGGAGUUUUUACACGAGCAUGGUCUAGGAAGGGGUUGAGGCUUUUGGGGACCGUAAUAGAAAAGACACGCAGCCCCCUAGACUUUGCGAGUCACGAUGGAGGGUUCUUGGGAAGAAUCACCAAGUCCCAUGACGACUUUGCAUUCAUGUAUGAAAAAUGACUUUCUUUUCUUUCUUAAUCAAGGG
Colletotrichum godetiae is the source of this 1175-nucleotide messenger RNA. Its product is annotated as BAR domain-containing protein. Gene Ontology annotation, molecular function: lipid binding; protein binding. The record is from RefSeq and is a predicted model, not a curated record. NCBI's taxonomy places the organism in Eukaryota, Fungi, Ascomycota, Sordariomycetes, Glomerellales, Glomerellaceae. The transcript has 7 exons. Gene Ontology annotation, cellular component: actin cortical patch; medial cortex; mating projection tip. Gene Ontology annotation, biological process: endocytosis; plasma membrane tubulation; actin cortical patch localization. The coding region runs from base 122 to 907 and encodes 261 amino acids.